AUGGAGAACGUCGUUGGUAAGACGACCCGCGCCAAUACUAUAAAUCUUUGUUAUUACACAUUUUUGGUGGAUGUAACAAAGCAGAGCCCCGGUGUGUCCCGUCUGUCAGGCAAGCACCGACCGGCAGCCAGGUGCCUGCACUCCCCGCUCCGCAGGGAAAGCCCUGGGAGCUGCCGGGCCACUGCCCGCCAGCGGGAGCGCAACCGCGUGCGGCUCGUCAACCUGGGCUUCGCCGCCCUCCGCCAGCACGUCCCCCACGGCGCCGCCAGCAAGAAGAUGAGCAAGGUGGAGACUCUCCGCUCCGCCGUCGAGUACAUCCGCGCCCUGCAGCGGCUCCUCGACGAGCACGACGCCGCCGCCUCUUUCCCCGACGGCCGCGGGCGGGUGGCCGUCGGGGAAGUUGGCGGCGGCGGCGGCUACUCCUCCGCUUCUCCCUCCUUCGCCUCCUCCGCGCCCGGCUCGCCGUGCUCCUCGGAGGAGGGCGGAUACGACGCGGCGCUCAGCCCCGAGGAGCGGGAGCUGCUGGACUUCACCAGCUGGCUGGGGAGCUACUGACACGGCGGGAGCGGCGCUCAGCCCGCAGCAAGUCGGCAUCCUCGGUCUCGGCGGCAGCAGCGGCCCCCCGAGGGUACUGACCUCCACCCCGGCGGGGCCCCGCCGGCUGCUUUUCUCGCCGGGUUCAGCCGUCGUCUUCUGGCUGUGGAAAGUGCAAUGGGGUAGCUGACUGCGGGGUCCCCCUCCUUGGCCCCCGGGAGCUGCCGACCCACAGAGAGGAUGCGCGAGCGAACCUGCUUCCCCUCGCCGCUGCUGUCUGGUGUUGCUUUGAAGGGGUGGAAAAGAAAAAAAAGAAAAAAGAAAUUAGAAACACUUGAUGCUUCCUUGUUUCGGGAGGGGGAGGGAAUUUUUUUAUCAUGUCAGAUUCUAUUUUAUAUGUAACUUGAACUGCCUAUAGGGACACUGGUGUAUGAAGACUUAUUUUUGUACCAGAAACCUUAGAGAAAAGGGAUGAGAUGGUUCUAUUUUUAGCGGGUCCUAUCCACUUGUUCUUGAACACUACCAGCUGGAAUGUUUUGGGAACAUAGACGGUAUAGAUGAAAAGGUGUUUGUUAGGUUUGUUGUUGUGGUUUUUUUUUAAUUAUUCUUUCCAAACUUUUUUGGUAAAAGACUGUAAAGUUAUGUUGUGUUUUAAUGUGGUGUCUGAGUUUGCCUGGUGUGAAGGUCCACCUCUCUGAAAACUGAAGUUUUUUAAAAAAAAAUGUAUUGAAGGCAUUUUUCUAUGCACUUGCUAGGAUUUCUUAAGUUGUACAUACACAGUUUUUAAGAGAGUAUCAUAUUUUAUGUAA
Molecule: messenger RNA, 1343 nt
Organism: Parus major (Great Tit)
Lineage: Eukaryota; Metazoa; Chordata; Aves; Passeriformes; Paridae
Gene: ASCL2
Product: achaete-scute family bHLH transcription factor 2
Exons: 3
Coding region: 1-555 (184 amino acids)
Biological process (GO): regulation of transcription by RNA polymerase II; developmental process
Molecular function (GO): DNA-binding transcription factor activity, RNA polymerase II-specific; protein dimerization activity; RNA polymerase II transcription regulatory region sequence-specific DNA binding
Source: RefSeq, a predicted model, not a curated record